This is a messenger RNA of Danaus chrysippus (African queen), 2079 nucleotides long. The record is from the annotation of a GenBank genome assembly. Lineage: Eukaryota; Metazoa; Arthropoda; Insecta; Lepidoptera; Nymphalidae.
AUGUAUCAAGAUGCAGAGGGUUCCGUCAUGGCGAAAAUAGACAAAAAUAAAUUCGAAACAUCCAUAAGUGAAUUGAAAACGAAAAUAUUUGUGAGUCCUGUUGACAUGGUCAAAUAUGUUAUUUUGUCUUUCAUUGCGAUGGUUGAAGACGAUGGAGCAGUCACUGAGGAAUAUCAGAAAGCCUACAGGAGUUCUUUGGAGAAUCCUGAGAAGUUCUGGGGCGAAGUGGCUCAGGAAGUCGAAUGGACUCGUCCUUGGGAUCAUGUCUUGGACAACAGCAACCCACCUUUCACCAAAUGGUUUGUGGGUGGUGAAUUGUCUGUCUGUUACAAUGCUGUAGAUCGUCACGUGCCAACUAGAGGUGAUCAAAUUGCUUUGGCUUACGACUCGCCCUUGACUGAUACCGUCAAACGCAUUACAUACUCCGAGUUGCAGGAUCAGGUAUCUCGUUUAGCUGGUCGGCUGUCAUCUCUUGGUGUAGAGCGAGGGUCUCGUGUGCUCAUAUAUAUGCCGCUAAUCCCAGAAGCUGUGGUGGCUAUGUUGGCUACUAAUAGGAUAGGUGCCAUACAUUCUGUGGUCUUUGGAGGUUUUGCUGCAAGAGAGCUAAGAACAAGAAUUGAACACGCGGAACCAACUGUUAUCAUAGCGGCUAGCUGCGGUGUGGAGCCAAAUAAAAUAGUCAGAUACAAAGACAUAUUGGACGACGCACUAUGUCAAAGUUCACACAAGCCUCAGAAGUGUAUAAUAUACCAAAGACGGCGCGUUCUCGAAUGUUCUCUGCAGAAGGGAAGAGAUAUGUGCUGGGAUGAAGCGUUGGAGGCGGAACCUGUUCCUUGUGUGUCAACUGAAGCUAAUGAAGCAUUGUAUAUAUUGUAUACUUCUGGUACCACGGAUGAUCCGAAGGGAAUACAACGGCCAUGCAUGCAUGCAGCUACACUGUGUUGGUCAAUGCGUGCUGUGUAUGGAUUGAAGAGUGGUGUGUGGUGGGCUGCGUCGGAUCUUGGAUGGGUGGUCGGUCAUUCAUACAUAUGUUACGGACCUUUACUAGCAGGGCUUACAACCGUUCUGUAUGAAGGAAAACCUGAUAGAACUCCAGAUCCUGGACAGUAUUAUAGAAUUAUAGAACAACAUAGAGUCAACGCUCUCUUUACGAUACCAACUGCAUUCCGCGUACUCAAAAGAGCUGAUCCCAAUGGAAAAUACGCUAGAAGAUAUUGCCAAAAUACUCUAAAGACGAUAUUCAUUGCUGGAGAGCAUUGUGAUCAUGAAACCAGACGCUGGGCUGAAAAUAUCUUCGGUGUAUCUGUUCUGAACCACUGGUGGCAGACUGAGACAGGCUCCCCCAUUACAGCCGCGUGUCUAGGAUAUGGGAUGAAAGGAAUACGACCACAUUCAACCGGGUAUCCUGUGCCUGGAUAUGAUUUACGUGCUCUUAGAGAGGAUGGUACCGAAUGUAAUUCAGGAGAAGUUGGUCGUCUGGUAGCAAAACUACCUCUGCCUCCAGGAUUCGCUUCAACAUUGUGGCAAUCAGAUGAGCGGUUUAAGAAAGUAUACUUCGACGCUUAUCCGGGUUAUUACGAUACUCAAGAUGUUGGUUGGAUAAGCGCUGAAUCAGCUGUUUGGGUGGUGGCUCGAGCUGAUGACGUCAUCAACGUCGCUGGCCACAGGCUCUCAACAGCUGCCAUAGAAGACGUUGUUCUGAAACACGCAAGAGUAGCUGAUGCUGUAGUGGUAGGAGCCCCUGAUCCUACUAAAGGGGAUGUCCCUCUUUGUCUAUACGUCAUGCGUCCCCCACAAGACGACGAAGAAAUGGUGUCAGAGAGCACAGUUACCCAAGAGCUCAUAGCAUUGGUGAGACACUUGAUUGGACCCAUCGCAGCUUUUAGGAAGGCUGUAGCGGUUCCAGCACUACCUCGCACAAGAUCUGGAAAGGCUUUGAGAGGAGCUAUAUCAAGAUUAGCCAGGUGUCAGCAGAUAAAACUGCCAGCUACCAUCGAAGAUCCGAGUGUAUUCGGCGAAAUAAAGGUCGCUUUACAAAAAUUUGGAUACGCUAUUGAUGCACCGGACCCCGAAAUGUAA